Knipowitschia caucasica is the source of this 465-nucleotide messenger RNA. The record is from the annotation of a GenBank genome assembly. Lineage: Eukaryota; Metazoa; Chordata; Actinopteri; Gobiiformes; Gobiidae.
AUGCAGUGGGAAAUCCUUCUUCUAACGGGAGGGGGGGGACCUGGGCUGGAGCAGAGGGGCUUCUUGAUUGACAGCCGCAGCAGGAAAGAUGGCGUGGAGCUGAGAGGAGAUGGAAGUUUUCUCCGAGUUUGGGGCCGCUUUGAUCCCGACAGAUGCGAUGCUGCGAUAGACCCAGACCUGACAAAGUUGCAAAGAUAUUUUUGUAUAUUUUUUUUUAACAAUUGCACUAAGGUUGGUUUGUGUCCGGGCUGUCGCUGUGGAGGAAUGGGGGCCGCCGGGUGGGAAGAAGGCGAGUUUGAGUUCAAGUUAGUUUUCGAGGAGGACCAGAACCACCGGGCCUCCCCAGUGUGCGUGGCCGGGCAGGAGAGCGCCAGGCCCGGGGAGGAGAGAGAGGGCGCCCCGGAGCCCCUGGAGACCACCAACCACGGUCAGCUGGAUUCUUUUCUCACGUUCUCAUCAGUGUGA